AUGGGUCGUAAGAAGCUUCCGCCCGAGGAGGAAGCGGUGGUCUUAGCCAAUGUCGCGGAACGGGCAGAGCGCUACGAAGACAUGGUGGACUACAUGAAGGAGCGGGUUAAGGCCGGCAAAGCUUUGGCGCGCGAGGAGCGCGAAAUGUUUGCGGCGGCUUACAAGGGGCUCAUGGCCAGCCGACGGUUCGCCGUACGCGUGGCCAAGAGUGUCCAAGAGCAGGAGGCCGAUGCCGAGAAGGAGAAGAACGCCGCCCUGGCCGCGGGAUACCUGAGCAAGGUCCGCCUGGAGCUGCAGGGCAUUUGCAUCCAGGUGCUGGAGAUCCUGGAGGGGAUUCUGCUGCCAAAGGCGGAGACGGGUGAGCCCAAGGUCUUUUACCUGAAGCUGCAGGCGGACUACUAUCGCUACUUGGCCGAGUUUCUGGAAGGAGAAGGUCAAAGAGAGGCUCUCGCUAGUGCGGCCGAGUCUUACGUGACCGCCACGGGCGAGGCCGAGGAGCAUCUAAUGGUCACCCAUCCCGUGCGGCUCGGUGUGGCUCUAAACCACGCGGUGUUCAAGCACACCGUGAUGAAGGACCCUGCAGCGGCUGCACAGAUCGUCAAGGAGUCGCUGGAGCUAGCAGCGCGGAGCCUCGAGGGAAUGCCAGAGGAAGCUGUUCGUGAUGCGCAGCCUCUUGUCGCCAUCAUGCAGGACAACUUGAGGAUGUGGUUGGAUGAGGCAUCGUCCUAA
Messenger RNA from Symbiodinium necroappetens, 729 nucleotides. NCBI's taxonomy places the organism in Eukaryota, Dinophyceae, Suessiales, Symbiodiniaceae. The record is from the annotation of a GenBank genome assembly.